This is a messenger RNA of Cutaneotrichosporon oleaginosum, 3404 nucleotides long. RefSeq lists its product as uncharacterized. The record is from RefSeq and is a predicted model, not a curated record. Gene Ontology annotation, molecular function: nucleic acid binding. Gene Ontology annotation, cellular component: nucleus. NCBI's taxonomy places the organism in Eukaryota, Fungi, Basidiomycota, Tremellomycetes, Trichosporonales, Trichosporonaceae.
GCAUGCUGCUUUCAUGUCGUGCACUGUCGUGCACUGCACCUACUGUACUGUACAAGCUGCGCAGUCUUCCCAUCAACCUAUCACCAAAUUACCAAACAGCCCCAGUCCGCAGCAAUCGUCGCACGUCGUACAAUCUCAAAACUACACGGUACCCAAAUAUGAACCAACUUGACACGUGCCCCCACCACGUGCCCCGGAUCCGAGCGGACAUGACUCACACUCCACCGACUCCAAGCAAGGUCGAUUUGGCCACCCACCACAUCUACUGUAGAUUCCGGCCCGUCGAGCACCACACCAUCCAUCAUCCAUCAUCUCCAUCACAGCGUCACCAUGCCGCGCCUAGCCUUUGGCGACUUCCUCAACCAAGACACACCUCGCGGCCGUGGCCGCGGACGCGGUCGCGGCGGCUCCAGCUCUCGUGGCAGCCGUGGUGGUGGGGCUCGUGGGCGAGGUGGUGGCGGCGCCGGUCGCGGUCGCGGCGGUUUCGACGCGUCCCGCGGCGGGCGGACGGUGCGCGGCGGCCAUUUCGGCGCCGACUACUCAUCCGUCGCACUCGACUACUCCAAGCUCAACACGAAAACUUAUCACAAGUUCGAACCGAGUGUGCAGCCCUUCGCCCCGGACGAAGAGGACAGGCCGCCGCGGCGACUCAAGUCCUUCGCUCCGCAUGGCGCCCAGUCUAGCGGCGCGUCGGGAGCCGCGACACCGAUUACUUCGGGGAUAGGGUAUCAUCGCAGAGGGCCGCGGACGGCUGCGCGGGAGAUUGACGGCGUCGUGACUUGGGGAGGGGGAGGCGCACCGCUGUUCGUCAAGGCCGGCGAGCUGUUUCGCGAUGGCGAGGUCGACGUCGUCAAGUGUGAUGGGGACAUCUUUGUGGUCGAGCACUACCCUUUGUCAGAUCCCAGCGCCCCGCAGAUGCACCACCUCGACGACGACGUUGAGGUUGACAUUCAAGACCCUGCCAAUCGCGCCCAAGCUCUCGCCGCCAUCUCGGCCCAUCGCCACGAGACACAUGAGCACGACGACGACGUGGUCGACGACGACGAGAUAGAGCGCGUGUUGUCUGAGCACCUUGACACGCUCGUUGUUGAGGACUCACACGCAAUCAUCACAGAAAGAACCGCAAUCUUCGUCGAGGAGGAGGAGGUCAUCACCUCAUACUCUCCGUCGGCCCCCGUCUCAGCCCUGGAACUUGCACCCCUCCAUAUUGCUGUUGACAGCAGCGAGGAUAACGACAUUCAAGCGCUGGCGGACGAGGCCCUAUUUGAGGUCGACACGACCGGCACAAUCGGUCUCGACGUAGUUGCCGACGAUGCGCUGUUCACCGUCGACACCACCGGCGACGUUGAGCCGAGCGCUUCCAUUCUUUACGACAUUCCUCUGCAAUCAGCCGCACCUGUCGCACCACGACUCUCGAUAGACGAGGAAACGAUAAUCUUCAAACCCCGCGUCAUCGAGGACCCCGUCGCGUCCUCGAGCCGCGCCCCUCCGCAGGCCAGCGACUUUGAACUCACCCGCGUGGGCGUGGACCCACGCGUCGUGAUGAGCCGCAAAGAGCGCAAGAAGGCCAAGAGGGAAAAGCGUGCGCGUAACAAGCGUCAGCGCCGCAAGCUCGGCGGUGGCAACGGAGACCUCCACAUCGCGUCGGAGGGCUCCGAUCUCGACUGGGGCAGCGAUGGCCCGCCCAAGAUGCUCUCCCUCAGCGCGGGCGAUCCCGUCGGUGAUGAGGAGCUCGAUCCUGACCUUGACGAUGAGGAGCUCGCACGAUACGUGACUGGUGUGGAGCGCAUUCGAGAGGACAACGCUGCGAUGGCGUACAUGGACAGCGACAGCGAUGAGUGGGACGAUGAGGACAUGGAGGAGACACGCCGCGAGAUUGAGGCUCGCUCUGACACCGACUCGGAGGAGGACGACGAGUCGAGCGAGAAUGAUUUCAACGCCCUCGCGGACGCCUACUCUGAGGACGAGUAUGCGUCUGACGGUGAGGUCAAGAUGUUCUCUGGCGUCACCCGGUGGAACGAUUCCGACAGCGAGGCAGAGGAAGUCGAGGACGACAACGCAUGGUUUAUCGAUAGCAUGGAGGCGGCGCUCGACGGAGCCAUGGCCCAGUCGCGCAAGGAGCGCAAGGCCGUCUUCCGUGCAGUCGCCAAUGGCUCGUUUGACAGCGACUUCGCUUCAGCCCCAGCGAAGCGUAACAAGCAGGCGCCGGCCCACCUUCCGCAGGAGCUGCAGGACCAGUGGGCGCGCGACCGUGCCAAGAAGGCAGACAAGAAGAGAGAGCGCGAGCUCCAGCGUGCUAUCGCGCUGCUCGACCCCAACAUCGGGUUCGGUCGCAAGGCGAACAAGAAAGGGAAGAAGGGCAAGGCCGCUGCGGCGCGCAUGGCCCAUCUCAUCCCCGGCUCGGCGGCUGAAGUGGCCGAGCUGUUCGACAUCUCUUCGGACGAGGGCGGGGGCGAAGGUGCAGGCUGGGGAGUCAAGUACCGCCGCAGCAACCCGCUGCUCCCGCCCACACUCGGUGACAUCGACAUGAUGAUCCAGGACUUUAUGCGCGACUCGGGGCGCACGACGCUCCAGCUCCCUCCGAUGGAGAAGGAGACGCGCAAGAAGGUGCACAUGCUCGCCGAGUGCUACGACCUCAAGUCCAAGUCGAAAGGCAAGGGCGCCGCCCGGUUCCCGAUUCUGAUCAAGCUCGCGCGCUCGGGCCUGCAGGUGGACACGGCGAAGCGGGACCGCCUUGUCGCGGCGGGCCAGUUCAAUGGCGGUAGCUUCUUCAAAGCGCUGUAUGCGCGCAAGAGCAAGGGCGAUGGCAAGAACAACUCUGCGCGCGGCACAGGCGCCAGCGUGCGUGCGCGUGAGGGCGAUCUUGUUGGCGAGGGCGCAGAGAAGAUCGGCCAGGACAACGUCGGCCACAAGCUGCUGAGCAAGAUGGGAUGGAGUGAGGGGAUCACGAUCGGCUUGGGAGGCGAGCGUGGAUUGGAGGUUCCCAUCGUAGCCGUUGUCAAGAACACGAAGCGCGGGCUGGGGUCGUACGGCAUGGGCUACGGCGGCGCGCCGUCAGGCCACAGCUCAGGCGCAGCUCUCUGAGCGUACCACCAUCCGCGUGGAUGUGUAUGGCUGUUCACAAGUCUCGGCCGCAUGCAGACAGCGAAGGCAAGAGCCAAGGUCGCCGCCACAUCUCUCGCGGUGACUUUUGGCGAGCAGAGCUCGAGCAAGGCCCACCGCCCACACGCCUACCGUUGGUGCUGAGCAUAUCGACGCACCGCAGACGGUAGAACCUCGGAGCGAGGCCGAUGUUCUCGCAGGCAGUUCCAAUUUGGGCGGCUUGGCCUGCGCGAAUGUAUUUCAGUGGCUCUCGUGCCAGGGAAAGUGAAUAUUCCAGGGGCGUGCUGGAGUGUGAUCGGCCG